This is a messenger RNA of Melampsora larici-populina 98AG31, 1164 nucleotides long. RefSeq lists its product as uncharacterized. The transcript has 10 exons. The record is from RefSeq and is a predicted model, not a curated record. Bases 1 to 1164 code for a protein of 387 amino acids. Lineage: Eukaryota; Fungi; Basidiomycota; Pucciniomycetes; Pucciniales; Melampsoraceae.
AUGGCGGGACCCCUCAUCGGUUGGCUGAUCACACAAAUCUGGAUGCUGGCCUAUACCGGCGCCCUCUCUACGACCACCACACGACGCAUCAGCGCCGAUCGUCUCGGCGCUGGGACUGAACUUCGUCGGUCCUACCCGAAACCGGUUAUAGAGAUUUUUUUAGAAGAAAAGCUGGCUAAAAAACAGGACUCAGGAUGUGUGGUAUCUCGGGAAAGCCGAAGAAUCGUUCUUGGUCUGUAUGUGAUUGAGCCAUUGGGGACUUUGUUCCACGAAGAGUUUCCAUAUCAUCUUCGGGCAUCCAUUGAACACACGAUAUGCUGUAGAAUGCUCUGUCAAUCUGCCUCUCUCAUGUUCUUUCGAAUCAUGAGUCGUAGGUUCUACCUGUUCAAGCUCAACGAACUUGGCUUGGUUCAAGUAGACUGCUCAAAUCUUUGUAGCAUCGGCUACUUGAUCUAUAGUGUUCUUCUUUCGCUCUCAAAUUUAGUCACAUUAGUAGACAUGAUUUCAAAACAAUUAUCAGCCGGCCGGUAUCAAACUUGGCAGAUUUUUUUGUUUGGGACCAAGUUCAUUGUGGCCCUUGAUGCCUCGUGGGGUUUCUUAUGGGUGGUUGUUUGUCACUGCGCCACCCUGAAAUGGAGAUCACCCACAUCUCAAACAGAGUUCGGGAAGACGAUCAUCCCGCGGUCUGUUCCUUGGGCUCUGCACGCGGCGGUUUUGGGCGCCCGACUUUGGCCUGCUACCAUUCAAGAAUACUCUCGAAUGGACGAUAUCGUGCGCCCCGUGAUUGAGGCCCUCUUGAAUUCUGCAUUGACCUAUUCACCCGAUACUUACAGCGCGUCGAAGCUGUGGAUGAUUCUACUACCUUCAAUCCAUGCACUUCCUCACCUGGCAUACAUUCCCUGUCUUAUGAUCCUACUACGGGGGAUGUACAAUGGUCCUGCAAAACCAGCCAUGAAGCGUGACGAGGAGCUUGGAGCUUCAAGUCAAACUUUACAACGAUCUAUGAGCCAAAUGAAUGAAAGUAUAACUCCACAACGCGACGCAACAGUACUUCAUGCUUUAGUCUUUUAUACCUCCAUCUUAGUACAUCUUCCGGUACUCAUUUGGGCGAGCGUGGUUGGUGGGCAUUCAGCUAGUGGGUCAGAUUUCCAUUUUUUAGCAUAA